GUAUGCCAAAAAAGUGCCUGUGUGAACUCACUGGCCCAAAGUGCUGCUUAAUCCCACAAUGCAGUGCAUGGCGCGUCACUGAAGAACGACCAUGAUGGCGGCGGUCGGUGCACCAGAAGUGAUUUCACAGCUGGAAAGCGCUGCCAAAGUUUUAAUGGCACCGCCGUCCAUGGUAAGCACAGAACAGAGGCAGCAUGCGGAGCACAUAUUCCUCUCCUUCAGGAAGUCAAAAUCCCCCUUUGCCGUCUGCAAGCACAUCCUCGAGACUAGUAAAGUGGACUAUGUGUUGUUCCAGGCCGCCACAGCCAUCAUGGAGGCCGUGGUUAGAGAAUGGAUCCUUCUGGAAAAGAACAGCAUCGAGUCGCUCAGAACAUUCCUCCUCACGUACGUCUUACAGAGACCCAAUCUGCAAAAGUAUGUUCGAGAGCAGAUCCUGUUAGCCGUAGCAGUAAUAGUGAAGAGAGGCUCUCUUGACAAAUCUAUCGACUGUAAGAGCAUCUUCCAUGAGGUCAGCCAGCUCAUCAGCAGCGGCAAUCCCACUGUGCAAACACUGGCCUGCUCCAUCCUGACGGCUCUGUUGAGUGAGUUCUCCAGCUCCACUAAGACCAGUAACAUUGGCCUCAGUAUGGAGUUUCACGGAAGCUGCAAACGCAUCUUUCAGGAGGAUGAUCUCAGGCAGAUCUUCAUGCUCACUAUGGAGGUCCUGCAGGAGUUCAGUCGGAGGGAGAACCUCAACGCUCAGAUGUCCUGUGUUUUCCAGCGCUACCUUGCGCUGGCUAAUCAAGUGCUCAGCUGGAACUUCCUUCCACCCAAUUUGGGGAGGCACUACAUUGCCAUGUUUGAAGCGACUCAGAAUGUCAUGCUCAAGCCAACCGAGUCCUGGAGGGAAACUCUUCUAGACCACAGAGUCAUGGACCUUUUCUUCACUGUGCACAGGAAGAUCAGAGAGGACUCAGACAUGGCGCAGGAUUCCCUUCAGUGCCUGGCCCAGCUGGCCUCCAUGCAUGGCCCCAUCUUCCCCGAUGAGAGCGCUCAGGUGACCUACCUGGCCCACCUGGUGGAGGGAUUGCUCAACAUGAUCAAUGGGAUUGAGAUUGAAGACUCUGAGGCUGUAGGCAUCUCUAACAUCAUCAGUAACCUCAUCAGCACGUUUCCCCGAAGCGUUCUGACAGCUCUCCCGAACGAGCUCUUCGCCUCUUUCAUUAACUGCCUCACACUGCUCACGUGCUCAUUUGGUCGCAGUGCCGCCCUGGAGGAGGUGCUGGAUAAGGAUGACAUGGUGUACAUGGAGGCAUAUGAUAAGCUGCUGGAGUCCUGGCUGACGCUGGUACAGGAGGACGAGCACUUCCCCCGGGGCUGCUUUGUCCAGCCAGCCGUGCAGGUCUUCAACUCCUACAUCCAGUGUCACCUCGCAGCUCCCGACGGCACGAGAAACCUGACUGCAAAUGGUGUCGCUUCUCAUGAAGAGGAAGAAAUAAACGAAUUACAGGAGGACGACAGAGAGCUGUUCUCAGAUCAGCUGGCCAGUAUCGGCAUGUUGGGCCGCAUCGCUGCAGACCACUGUAUACCUCUGCUCACAGGUUUGUUGGAGGACCGAGUCACACGGCUUCACGGGCAACUCCAGAGACACCAACAGCACCUCAUGGCCUCUGCAGACCCGGGCACGGUAGACCGGAAAGUUCUAGAUGACCUUUACGAAGACAUUCAUUGGCUCAUAUUAGUGUCAGGUUACCUCUUGGCUGAUGACCCUCAGGGUGAAACACCAUUGAUACCUUCAGAAGUGAUGGAGUACUCCAUAAAACACUCGACUGAGGUGGAUAUCAACACUACACUGCAGCUGCUAGGCUCUCCUGGAGAGAAGGCCACCUCCAUCCCUGGAUGCAAUAGGACAGACUCAGUAAUCAGGUUGUUAUCGGCGGUGCUAAGAACCUCAGAGGUGGAGUCUCGGGCUACACGAGCGAGUCUGACUGAGCUCCUGAGUCCUCAGAUGGGCAAAGACAUUGUCUGGUUUCUUCGGCGCUGGGCCAAGACAUACCUGUUAGUGGACGAGAAACUCUACGGCCAAAUCAGUAUUCCUCUCAGCACAGCAUUUGGAGCGGACACGGAGGGAGCGCAGUGGAUUGUGGGAUAUCUGUUGGAGAAAGUGAUCAAUAAUCUGUCGGUGUGGAGCUCUGAGCCAGAGCUGGCUAAUGACACUGUGGAGCUGCUGGUGACUCUGGUGGAGAAGAGAGAGAGGGCGAAUAUUGUUGUGCAGUGUGAGAACUGGUGGAAUUUGGCCAAGCAGUUUGCCAGUCGCAGCCCUCCCUUACAUAUGCUGUCCAGCACAGUCCAGCGGACUCUAAUGAAAGCCCUGGUCCUGGGUGGCUUUGCUCAUAUGGAUUCUGAUACCAAACAGCAAUACUGGGCCGAGGUACUGCAUCCACUCCAGCAGCGCUUCCUCAACCUCAUUAACCAGGAGAACUUCGCCCAGAUCUGUCAAGAGGAAGCCGUGAAGCAGGAGAUUGUUGCCACCCUGGAAGCUCUGUGCGGCAUCGCAGAAGCGACGCAGAUCGACAAUGUGGCAUCUCUCUUCAGCUUCCUCAUGGACUUCCUGUCUAGCUGCAUUGGCCUCAUGGAGGUCUACAGAAACUCGCCAGAAACGGUCAACCUCAUCAUAGAGGUGUUUGUGGAAGUGGCCCACAAACAAAUCUGCUACUUGGGCGAAACCAAGUCUAUGAAACUGUACGAGGUGUGCUUGACGCUGCUGCAGGUUUACUCCAAGAACAAUCUGGGUCGCAAGAGACUAGAUGUAGCCGCAGAGGAGGACCAGUACCAGGACCUUCUGCUCAUCAUGGAGCUCCUCACCAACCUGCUCUCCAAAGAGUUCAUUGACUUCAGUGACACUGAUGAGGUGUUCCGCGGGCAGGAGCAGAGCUCUGGUGCCGGACGGGCCGUAUCAGCUGCUGAUGUUGUGUUGUAUGGGGUGAAUAUUGUGUUGCCCCUCAUGUCUCAGGACUUGCUUAAGUUCCCUUCUCUGUGUAACCAGUAUUAUAAGCUCAUCACCUUCAUCUGUGAGAUUUUCCCAGAGAAGAUCCCGCAGCUGCCUGAGGAGCUCUUCAAAAGUCUCAUGUGCUCCCUGGAGCUUGGCAUGACCUCGAUGAGCUCAGAGAUCAGUCAGCUCUGUCUGGAGGCUCUAUCCCCAUUGGCUGAGCAGUGUGCCAAGACACAGGAAAAGGACACACCCCUAUUUAUUGCCACACGACAUUUCCUUAAACUGGUGUUUGACAUGCUUGUGCUCCAGAAGCACAACACUGAGAUGACCGUAGCAGCUGGAGAAGCGCUCUAUACACUAGUGUGCCUUCACCAGGCGGAGUAUUCAGAGCUGGUGGAGACGCUGCUCUCCAAUCAGAGGGACGCUGUGAUCUACCAGCGGCUGGCAGACGCGUUUAACAGCCUCACUGCCAGCAGCACGCCUCCAACCAUGGACCGCAAGCAGAAGGUGGCCUUCCUGAAGAGCCUGGAGGAGUUUGUUGCCAAUGUGGGGGGGCUUCUGUGUGUCAAAUAAGCCACUUCCUCCAGCAACUGUCCGCAACAGCUUCCCCUCUCCACCCCCUCUACCACUCAGAGAAGCCUUUCACCAUGCCAAACCAUGGAGAUGCUGAGACGCCUCUGGGCCUUCAGACACACAUGCCUCCAGAGAGCAGAGAGGCUGGCGAAAGCCGAGAGGGGACGGCCGGUCAUGAUCGUCUCUGUCUGAUCUGACCAUUGUUUACUUUGCCACUGAGAGCUCCUCAGAUGAACGUUUAUGAAAUGCAGAGGGGUGAUCUUUCUGAAAACUGACCCCUUCCUUCCCCUUUUAGACAUAAACAUCCAAGUCUUUUGCAGACGCUUUUCCUCGAGUGCCUUUUGUAUAUGGUUUCUCACGGCUCGGAUCCAGCUGUGUCUACAGUGACGAAUAGAACCGUGUCCUACUUCUAUCACGGUAACUAGGAUUGUGAGCUGUGGUUGCCUUGAUAACGAAAAAGCCUUUCCCAAUGAAACUUUAAUCGCAGGAAGGCCCUUUUGGAAAACCAAAUCACUUUUGUGUUCAAGGUUGUAUAUAUAUUUUCAAAAAAGACAAAAAAUGAAAGUGUUUAAAAGAACUGAAAGGUUUUUAUAAGAUUAUAGUUGAUGGAAUUUUUUUUUAUUGUUAUACAACUUCACCAGAAGGACAAGGGGCUAGUUUGAAUUUUUCUUUGAUUGAUUUGAAUGAUUGUAGUUUUACUCUUUGUCAUUUCGCCCUGAUCGCAGUAGUAUCACUGAAAGCGUUCUCGACAAAAAUACAGGUCUGUUGAAUUACGAUAGACAUUUUCACACAAUCGCCUGAUGUUCCCAAUGAGGUUUUGUUUUUCAAAAAUAAUUUAGACAGUGUUCCACUUACACUAGCUCACACACACACACAAACAAACUCAGAAUUGUGGAACAGUCGACGUUGCUGUAGCAAUAAAAUACCAAAAAUGAUGCUCGAGGGAUGUCAGCCGUUUUAUUCAGGGCAUUUUGAUGGUCUUUAUUUCCAUUGUUCAAAGCACUAAUUGUUAUUUUGGAAUGCCUGAAAUGAUCUGUAAAGUGUAUAUAAACUUCCUAUAAAAAGUGAGUGGUC
Molecule: messenger RNA, 4618 nt
Organism: Onychostoma macrolepis
Lineage: Eukaryota; Metazoa; Chordata; Actinopteri; Cypriniformes; Cyprinidae
Gene: xpo4
Product: exportin 4
Exons: 23
Coding region: 92-3544 (1150 amino acids)
Biological process (GO): protein export from nucleus
Cellular component (GO): cytoplasm; nuclear pore
Molecular function (GO): nuclear export signal receptor activity
Source: RefSeq, a predicted model, not a curated record